GAGUAUUCGCGACAGGGGGGAGUCGAAGAUAUUUUUAAAUCGCCGGCUGCUGUUCUGCUAAGGUUAGGAUCAGCUGUGCUCGCGGAAAACACUGUAGCCUUCGGGAUGUUUGGAGCUGUGAUAGCCGUUUCUAGGUUACACAUCCGAGCUGCUCCGCACUUUGGAGGUCUUGCUGUUGCAAAAACGUUUAAACAAUGCCUUUCUCAGGAAGUGUCACAGUAUAAACUGCAGCAGUCUACGUUAGGCGUUAGACAAUUCGUCACCUGGAGGACGUUGGUGUCGAAAAAAUCAACAAAAAAAGAUGAUCUUGGAUGGGGCCAUUAUUUCAAAAGAGCAACGUCACUUUUUCGUCCAAAGCUAGUAAUACCAGGGAAAGAACCAAAACCUAUUGAAACAAAUCCCUUGAAAGUUAACACCAAAGUUCAGAAUAAUGUUAUGCUGUAUAGAUUUGAGAAACCCUACUUGUACAAAGGUGCACUAAUAUUUGGCGGUGUUGCAUUAGUCGGCUGCUUAGCUAUGGCAGACAAUGUUUUCCUGAUUCUAUGUAAGAAUCUUUGGAACCCUGAUAAACCUCUGCUCACAAGGUUGUACGAGCAUGCGUUGCCUCUUGCAUUUAUUGCCGUUGGCUGUAUAGCAGGUCCUGCAAUAUUUUAUACAGUAUGGUAUAUAACAAAACGGACUGUAAAGUAUAUAGUACUUCAUAAAGGUGGUAAAACAGUAACUAUAAUUACUUACCAUCCAUUCAAAGGAGAAGUCACAACGACCCUGCCUGUUAAUAAUCUAAGUACUUCAAGUGGCAGAACUGCGGCAAAAAGCUAUAUCCCGUUAAGGGUUAGAGACACCAAAUUAAAAUACAUGGUGGACAAAAAUGGAAAUUUUGUUAACAAAGAAUUAUUUGACGUCACUGUAGGUAUCAACAGAUUUUAGUAGUUAAAUUUGUAUUUCUUUAUUGUAUGAUACUCCGCGCGUCGCUGUAAAUAAAUCUACUAUUUGUAAGUUAUUUCUGUUAUUUUCUAUUAAAAAGUACGAUUAUCGAAACAAUUUGUUGAAAUCUCUCAAGAUUUUGGUUGCUACAUCUUGUCUUGCAAAGGUACAAGGUCAAAGAAUGAAAAAAUUGGGUUGGUACAUUGAAAGUUCUUUUAUUCAUAAGAUUUCUUUAUUUUUUGAUUUAACAUAAUUACAGGUAUUCGAUAAUUAAAAGUUAAAAAGAUUAAUCGAUUUAUAUUUACAUAUAUAUAUGCAUAUUUAUCACAUACUUAUGUACAAUCAAGUGCUUAGAAUAUGUUCGAAGACUUUUAAAGUUACAAUCAAAGAAAACAACGUAGUACACGCAAAACGGAUUCAUCGUUCUCGCAUAGAAACAUUUGAAUAUAGCGUUAAAGAUCGAGUUUCUUCAUUUUAACAUUAUCACGAGUCAACGCAUAUUUCUUACUCCCAUUUUCUUCACUUUUUUUGUUUGUUUGGCAAAAGUGUCUCCGCUGGAUCGAAUCAGUACGUUUAACUCGAUAAAUUGUACUUGUGGACGAUGAAAUAAACAAUGCUUAUUUUAUCAACUCC
Messenger RNA from Nasonia vitripennis (jewel wasp), 1557 nucleotides. RefSeq lists its product as uncharacterized. NCBI's taxonomy places the organism in Eukaryota, Metazoa, Arthropoda, Insecta, Hymenoptera, Pteromalidae. The record is from RefSeq and is a predicted model, not a curated record. The transcript is spliced from 5 exons. Gene Ontology annotation, cellular component: mitochondrion. The coding region runs from base 106 to 927 and encodes 273 amino acids.